CCCUGGUACCCAACCCGACUCCUCGACGUUGGUAUUAACUCAGACUCUCUAAUAAAGCUCCACACUACUUCAUUCUCGGAGCCACAAGGACCUUACCUGACCCUCAGUCAUCGAUGGGGAGGUGAACAUGUGCUUAAGCUUAUCUCAGGCAAUCUAGAGUCUUUCCACAAUGGAGUCGCUAUAAACAGUCUGCCGAGGACUUUCGCAGAAGCAGUGGAGAUAACGAGACGCCUAAAUAUUCGGCACUUGUGGAUAGAUUCGCUCUGCAUCAUACAAGAUUCCAUCGGAGACUGGAGAAAGGAAUCCUUGUUAAUGGAGAAAGUCUACUCCCAUACUCAUCUCAAUAUUUCUGCUACGGCUUCCGAAAACUGCCACAGCGGCCUCUUUCGAUCCCGGCCACCAAUCCCGGACUGGCCAUGGUUUGUGGACCUUACGGUCGAGGAACACGGCAAAAAGCGCUGCUUUAUUUAUCCCAGCAAUCUCUUAGGCUCUUUAGAUGAUCUACCUCUUAACAAGCGUGCAUGGGUCUUGCAAGAGCGAAUUCUUCCAACCCGCAUUCUAUCCUUCUCCGAUACACAGCUGUUUUGGGAAUGCCGCAAAACACAAGGCUGUGAAAUGUUUCCGGAACAUCUCCCCUUGACUGCUUGUGGUGAUGCGGCUCUGUCUAGAUGCAUAGAGCCAUCGGCCAUCGAAGAGAGAUUACGGUUUAAUUCGUCAUCAGGGAACUACCUGCCGCCUUCGCAAUACCCGUACCUUAUGUGGUAUUUUAUUGUUGAUAAUUAUAUGACUUGCGGUCUCACCAAAAUGGAGGAUAAGCUUGUGGCUAUCAGCGGGCUUGCCAAGCGUAUCUCCAAAUUAGUAAAUGACGACUAUUUGGCUGGGUUAUGGCGGAGUACGUUACCUACCUCGCUUGUAUGGGAAGUGUCAAACUGCAUACAGUCAGACGGAACAACUUCCUCUCGCCCCCCGCAGUAUCGAGCACCGACUUGGUCCUGGGCAUCGGUUGAGGGCAUGAUU
Messenger RNA from Hyaloscypha bicolor E, 1017 nucleotides. RefSeq names its product HET-domain-containing protein. NCBI's taxonomy places the organism in Eukaryota, Fungi, Ascomycota, Leotiomycetes, Helotiales, Hyaloscyphaceae. The record is from RefSeq and is a predicted model, not a curated record. The transcript has a single exon. The annotation marks the transcript as partial.